Messenger RNA from Dryobates pubescens (Downy woodpecker), 279 nucleotides. Its product is annotated as protein FAM240B-like. The transcript is spliced from 2 exons. Bases 1 to 279 code for a protein of 92 amino acids. Lineage: Eukaryota; Metazoa; Chordata; Aves; Piciformes; Picidae. The record is from RefSeq and is a predicted model, not a curated record.
AUGAGCAAGCAUACCAACUUUAUACACCAAAGGAUGGGCAGUCAUGAUGCAGAAGGGCUGAAGAACUUCUGGGAAAAAGUCAUCCAUGAGCAAACUAAACAACGAGAAGGUGAAGAGUCUAGGCUACGCAAAAGCGCUCUGCACAAACUCCGCCAGGAAUGGACUCUGCGCUUGGAAGGCCGAGCAAAGCAGAUCCAGGUGCACGCAAAAAAGGAGAAAAAACAAAUGACGCUGCCAUCCAUUGAGGCUCUUUCCUCACCAGAUAAAACUGUUGCUUAA